Molecule: messenger RNA, 300 nt
Organism: Toxoplasma gondii ME49
Lineage: Eukaryota; Apicomplexa; Conoidasida; Eucoccidiorida; Sarcocystidae
Exons: 5
Coding region: 1-300 (99 amino acids)
Source: RefSeq, a predicted model, not a curated record
AUGGUGGUCCGGGUAUCGCACUCAGGCGGCAGUAAGCACAUGGACGUGGAUGCACAGGGGCUGGGGCGGGGUUGUGGUUUCGUGCCCGGGAGCCACGUGCAGCUCCAUCUCCGUCAUUAUUGCUGUGCGUGCGGAAACGUAUGUGCUCUAUUGGUGAGCGCCGGGCACUGUAGGUUGACACGAACACAUCGGCCUCCGUGUUGCUGGACCUGCGCCGCAGGAUCUGUUUGUUUUUCCUUCGGACGUCACACCCAUCUAAAAGAGAACUCUGACGGAAAAGCUCGCAGCAGUUCUGCAUAG